This is a messenger RNA of Lachancea meyersii CBS 8951, 1344 nucleotides long. The record is from the annotation of a GenBank genome assembly. Lineage: Eukaryota; Fungi; Ascomycota; Saccharomycetes; Saccharomycetales; Saccharomycetaceae.
AUGAACAAAGACGUCUUUCCACUUCUGGAUCUUCAGGAACUUGUGGUAUGUCUUCAAAGCUGCGAUUUUGCACUAGCCAAUGAGGAAAACAUCUCUAGACCGUCAUCGAAAUAUGUCGUUACUCUGUAUAAGCAAAUCAUAGAUAGCUUCUCCGGAAUCUCACCAGAUGUGCUGAUUGACACUGGGGAAUCGCUUUUAGAGUCAAGUGAUGACCGUCUUGAUGUUGAUCCGGUGUAUAGGGAUACGUUGCAGAUGCUGACGCUGAACAAGAUUUGCUUCAAGUUUUUCCAGGACAUUGGCGUUCCUGACUUCAAUAUGAUGGAUCUUUACAAACCUGACUCGCAGCGAACGCAGCGAUUUUUGAGUGCAGUGGUCAACUACGCCCGUUUUCGGGAGGAACGCAUGCUGGACUGCGAUCAGUUCAUGUCACAAACAGAAACUUUGUUAGGACAGCUGCGACAAAAACUAGACGACCACAAUUAUUUGCAGCAGCAGGUUCAAAAAUAUCGAGAAAUCUCUGAUCUCGCAGAUGGUGAAACCGUCUCCUCUCUCGAAAACAAUAAUCGCAACCUGGAAAAUCAACUGAAAAAGCUUACACAUGUCCAGGAAACGUUCUCUAUCGAUUACAAUAACUACAAGAGCAACAAGCGCAAGCUGCUGACGGAACUAGAAAGUCUGGGGUUUGAACUCAUCGAGCUCGAACUUCAACGGGAUAAAUUGCAACGAUACUCCGAGACAGAUGUUGGUACCUUGCAGGCAAGUAUCAAGGAGCUCUCGAAGGCCUUAGAUGAGCAAAGUGAAAGGCUAGCAGAACUUCAAAAUAAACAUCACAACCUUUCAAAAGCCAUGACGAUUUUCCAAGGAGUCACCUCGGAACUUUACGAACUGCUAAGGAUAAUAUCGACAGAUUUACAGAAAUCUCACAUCCAACAGGUGGGGAUUCUGGACUUAAAGAAGCAACUGCUCAAUAGCAGGACAAAGCUAGAACAUUUGCUUACGUCGGGGAUCACAGUAAAGCUAACUAACUUGCAAGCGCAGUUGGAAAAUCGCAAGAGAAGCAUUCGAGAAUUGGAAAAUUCCACGCGAGUCGAACAACAGGAAAAUUCAGCUGAGCUACAGAAGCUUCAGACACAAUUCUCGCAAGAAAUUUUGCCGGAGAUCCAAAAGAUCGAUGAACAUGUUGAAAAGGAGCUCUAUGGCAAUGUAAUAAAGACGCUCGAGAGGGACAUGCAACAUUUAAAGGACGAUUUCAAGAAAGAAUCGGAUGCCAUAGAGCUGGAGUAUUCACUUUUGGCGACUCACAUAAACAAUUACAUGAAUAGCAUGCUGCAGAGGAUAGAAUGA